Cornus florida is the source of this 1954-nucleotide messenger RNA. Its product is annotated as glucan endo-1,3-beta-glucosidase 5. Gene Ontology annotation, molecular function: hydrolase activity, hydrolyzing O-glycosyl compounds. The transcript is spliced from 2 exons. The record is from RefSeq and is a predicted model, not a curated record. Gene Ontology annotation, biological process: carbohydrate metabolic process. Gene Ontology annotation, cellular component: plasma membrane. The coding region runs from base 230 to 1684 and encodes 484 amino acids. NCBI's taxonomy places the organism in Eukaryota, Viridiplantae, Streptophyta, Magnoliopsida, Cornales, Cornaceae.
AAACACACACGCACACACUUAUUUAAUGCUACUGACUAGAUUAGCAACAUCUACAUUCCGAGAGUCUCUUCAGCCACUUAAACCAUUUUAUCGGUUACUCUCCCCUGUUCCCCCAACUCUGACUAACCCACAACUACAAUCACUACAAUAACCAAAACCCUUUGAAUGAACGAGUAAAACUGAUAUUGGGACCCUCCAAGAACCCCUGAAAUCUCGAUUUCCGAGGGAAAUGGCGGAAACCCAGUUGGCACCAGUGGCGGUGGUGAUGGUGGUGGUGGUGGUGUGGAGCUCGUCGGCUAUGGUGGCGGAAUCGGGCAUAGGGGUCAACUGGGGAACCAUAUCGUUCCACAAGCUAUCACCUUCCACGGUUGUGGAUCUCUUAAGAGACAACAAGAUAGGGAAGGUGAAGCUGUUCGAUGCCGACCCAGAUUCGAUGAGGGGUCUGAGGGGAAGUGGGAUUGAGGUCAUGGUUGGGAUCCCCAAUGAGAUGUUGGCCGUCCUCAGCUCCUCCGCCGCCGCUUCCGACUUCUGGGUUCGCCAGAAUGUGUCCGCUUAUAUGGUUAAGGGCGGUGUUAACAUCAGGUAUGUUGCAGUAGGGAAUGAGCCCUUCCUUACAAGUUACUCUGGUCAAUUCCAGUCCUAUGUCAUUCCUGCUUUGAUGAAUCUUCAACAGUCCUUGGCCAAAGCAAAUCUUGCCGGCUCCGUAAAGCUAGUGGUCCCUUGUAAUGCUGAUGCCUAUGAGGCUACCCUCCCUUCUCAAGGAGCCUUCCGUCCUGAACUGACCCAAAUUAUGACUCAGCUUGUUUCAUUCCUCAACUCUAAUGGUUCCCCAUUUGUGGUCAAUAUCUAUCCAUUUCUAAGCCUUUUUGGGAACUCAGAUUUUCCACAAGACUAUGCUUUCUUUGAGGGGACAAACCAUGCUGUGACAGAUGGAUCAAAUGUUUAUUACAAUGCAUUUGAUGGGAAUUAUGACACUUUAGUUGCAGCUCUCAGCAAACUUGGGUACGGUCAGAUGCCCAUAGUUAUAGGGGAGGUGGGUUGGCCUACAGAUGGAGCCAUCAGCGCAAACCUUACUGCUGCAAGGGCCUUCAACCAAGGUCUCAUAAAACACGUUCUAAGUAAUAAGGGGACCCCUCUGAGGCCAGGUGUCCCUCCUAUGGAUAUUUAUCUUUUCAGUCUUCUUGACGAAGGAGCAAAAAGCGUGCUUCCAGGGAACUUUGAAAGGCACUGGGGGAUAUUCUCUUUUGAUGGCCAAGCGAAGUACCCUUUAAACCUUGGAUUGGGCAAUGGAUUAUUGAAGAAUGCAAAGGAUGUUCAGUAUCUCCCGGCUAGGUGGUGUGUGGCAGACUCAUCCAGGGAUCUUUCUGGAGUUACAAACCACUUUAAGAUUGCUUGUAGUGUUGCAGAUUGCACUACACUCAACUACGGAGGAUCAUGCAAUGGAAUUGGGGCAAAGGGAAAUAUCUCAUAUGCAUUCAACAGUUACUAUCAGAUGCAGAAGCAGAAUUCACAGAGCUGUGAUUUUGAUGGCCUUGGGAUGGUGACUUUCCUAGAUCCGUCAGUCGGCGAUUGUAGAUUUCUUGUUGGGGUCACUGAAGAUAAAUCUUCAAGUAUUGUUUUGUAUGGUAGGGGGGUCAUCAUUUUGUUUUCUAUUCUUUGGGGGUUUUGGAUUUUUGUCAUGUGAAAAGAGGUUAAAAGGUGGGGGAAUACCUUAGUUUAUAGCUAUUUUGAUAUUUUGCCAGUUAUAUCAGGUUUUCAUAGACCUGAAUAUUGUGGUUGUACAACUUGUAGGGUAGAGAAUACCAUAGUCUAGAUCUAUUUAUAUAUAUAUUGCAGGUUAUAUCAGAUUUUCAUAGCCGGGUAUUACGUGCAACUGGUAUGGCAGAGUAAAUCGUAUGUCUAGAACACUUGAUUUCGAUAAUUUAUAAUCAUUUAUGGAGUAUUAUUUUUCUAA